Lachancea lanzarotensis is the source of this 1053-nucleotide messenger RNA. RefSeq names its product LALA0S04e09736g1_1. The record is from RefSeq and is a predicted model, not a curated record. Lineage: Eukaryota; Fungi; Ascomycota; Saccharomycetes; Saccharomycetales; Saccharomycetaceae. The transcript has a single exon. The coding region runs from base 1 to 1053 and encodes 350 amino acids. Gene Ontology annotation, cellular component: mitochondrion. Gene Ontology annotation, molecular function: flap-structured DNA binding; Y-form DNA binding; crossed form four-way junction DNA binding.
AUGAGAACUAGAAAUGUUCUCAAUACAGUGCUGGAUGGUGUCGACCACUUUUGUCGAAAAAGUGACAAUAAAACGCUUAAAAAGCUGGCAGUCUCAAUCGGAUCACAAUUAGGUACCACCAAGUCCUCUAUGCGAUACAAUAUAUUACAUCAAUGCGAACUUUUACAACAGCUGGCUGAGGUAAGAAAGACUCGAGGCAAGCUCGAAAUCACUGCCAUUGACAUCGGAUUAGAGAAUUUUGCUUACAGCAGACUGUCGUGGAACGGCGUUGGGAAAUUGCCCGAAUUGAAAGAGUGGAACAAGAUCCGAUUAACGGGUCUUGAAAAGGAGCCAGAGACAGUAAAAACACUUUUCACACCAAAAUUUUUAACUGAAAUUGGUCAAAAUCUAACUAAUAUUCUAACCCAGGCUGCACCGGACUUUUUUGUAAUAGAGAGACAACGCACUAGAACCCUGGGCUCAGCUGCCGUGCCGGAUCCUAUAUUGAAAGCAAACGCUUUAGAGCAUGUUCUCUUCAUGGGUCUAAAAUCCAAAAACUUUUACGUCAAUGGCCUUGAAUAUCUUGUAGAAUCUUCAGACCCUAGACGAAUGACGGACUACUGGUGUCAACUGAUACCUAUUCAUAGUCUCGCGAAACCGAACAACGGUUUGGAAACCACAAGCACGGCCCCCAAAUUGAAAAGCUCAACAUUCUCGAAAAUACUCAAAAUCGCUCUGGUGAGAUCAAUGCUGCAGCAACAAGGUUCGGAUAAGUUUACGAUUUCUUCACGUUUAUGGGAGCGCUUCGCUGAAUACAAACCACGGAAAAAAUAUGACCUAUUCGAGGCAUUGCAGCUUGGAGAGACAGCCGGAGCUCCCAAGCAGGACGAUCUCGCGGAUUGCCUGCUCCAUGGAUUGGCCUGGUUGGAAUGGCUUAGAAACUACGAGGAGUUAGCGUCCUUGGUAAUUACCUCUGAAAGAGGCCCAACUGGGUUGGAAGCGUUCAAUGAGUUCAACAACUUGAAGUUACGUAGCCGUGCAGAAUACGCUAAGACAUGCAUAAGCGAACUUUGA